This is a messenger RNA of Gekko japonicus, 1845 nucleotides long. It is a transcript of the gene HAS2, whose product is annotated as hyaluronan synthase 2. The coding region runs from base 1 to 1659 and encodes 552 amino acids. Lineage: Eukaryota; Metazoa; Chordata; Lepidosauria; Squamata; Gekkonidae. Gene Ontology annotation, biological process: hyaluronan biosynthetic process; extracellular matrix assembly. The record is from RefSeq and is a predicted model, not a curated record. Gene Ontology annotation, molecular function: hyaluronan synthase activity. The transcript is spliced from 3 exons.
AUGCAUUGCGAGAGAUUUAUAUGUAUCUUGAGAAUACUCGGAACCACGCUGUUUGGGGUGUCGCUUCUGCUCGGGAUCUCAGCCGCUUACAUUGUGGGCUACCAGUUUAUCCAGACGGACAACUAUUACUUCUCGUUUGGGCUCUACGGUGCCAUCCUGGCAUCGCACCUCAUCAUCCAAAGCCUGUUUGCCUUCCUCGAACACCGGAAAAUGAAGCGCUCCCUCGAGACGCCCAUCAAGCUGAGCAAAACGGUGGCCCUUUGCAUCGCCGCCUACCAGGAGGACCCCGACUACUUAAGGAAAUGUUUACUUUCGGUGAAAAGGCUCACCUACCCGGGAAUUAAGGUGAUUAUGGUGAUCGACGGGAAUUCAGAAGAUGAUGUUUACAUGAUGGACAUUUUUAGCGAAAUCAUGGGCAGGGAUAAGUCCGCGACGUACAUCUGGAGGAACAACUUCCACCACAAAGGUCCCGAGGAGACCGACGAGUCCCACCGAGACAGCAUGCAGCACGUCACUCAGCUGGUCCUGUCCAACAAAAGCGUCUGCAUCAUGCAAAAAUGGGGCGGGAAGAGAGAAGUUAUGUACACGGCGUUCAAAGCACUGGGGAGAAGCGUGGAUUAUGUGCAGGUGUGCGAUUCUGACACAAUGCUCGAUCCAGCUUCUUCCGUGGAAAUGGUGAAGGUUUUGGAAGAAGAUCCAAUGGUUGGAGGUGUUGGAGGAGAUGUACAGAUACUGAACAAGUAUGACUCGUGGAUCUCCUUUCUCAGCAGCGUGAGAUACUGGAUGGCGUUUAACAUAGAAAGAGCUUGCCAGUCCUACUUUGGCUGCGUUCAGUGUAUCAGUGGACCUUUGGGGAUGUACAGGAACUCCUUACUCCACGAAUUUGUAGAAGACUGGUACAAUCAGGAGUUCAUGGGAUCUCAGUGUAGCUUUGGAGAUGACCGGCAUCUCACGAACCGAGUACUGAGCCUCGGCUAUGCAACAAAAUACACCGCUCGAUCAAAGUGCCUUACGGAAACGCCGAUAGAAUAUCUCAGGUGGUUGAACCAACAGACCCGUUGGAGUAAGUCCUACUUCCGAGAGUGGUUGUACAAUGCAAUGUGGUUCCACAAGCAUCAUUUGUGGAUGACUUACGAGGCCGUCAUCACGGGCUUCUUCCCAUUUUUUCUCAUUGCCACCGUCAUCCAGCUUUUCUACCGAGGGAAGCUGUGGAACAUCCUCCUCUUCUUGCUGACGGUUCAGCUUGUGGGUCUAAUAAAGUCUUCCUUUGCCAGCUGCCUUAGAGGGAAUGUGGUCAUGGUGUUCAUGUCCCUUUACUCAGUGUUGUACAUGUCAAGUUUACUUCCGGCCAAGAUGUUUGCAAUAGCCACCAUAAACAAGGCAGGGUGGGGCACGUCGGGCAGAAAAACCAUUGUGGUCAACUUCAUAGGACUGAUCCCAGUGUCCAUUUGGUUUACAAUCCUCCUCGGCGGGGUUAUUUUCACAAUCUACAAGGAAUCCAAAAAGCCAUUUUCUGAAUCGAAACAGACAGUGUUGAUCAUCGGCACGAUACUCUACGCGUGCUACUGGGUGAUGCUCUUGACUUUGUACUUAGUGCUCAUCACCAAAUGCGGCCGGCGAAAGAAAGAGCAACAGUACGACAUGGUGCUCGAUGUAUGAUUCGACCACUGUGUCUUCACUCCCGCCAUGUGCGGGGAGUUCUCCGCGUGACCCGACGAACCUUCUAAGCGAACGUGGCACUGAAUUUUAAGAUCUCAUUGAAAGGAAAAGGAUCACUGCUGCUGGGACUUGAACACAUUCAACAAUUUCGUGACCAUGCCAAAGCAAAAACAAACAAACAAACAA